This is a messenger RNA of Cucurbitaria berberidis CBS 394.84, 555 nucleotides long. RefSeq lists its product as uncharacterized. The record is from RefSeq and is a predicted model, not a curated record. Bases 1 to 555 code for a protein of 184 amino acids. The transcript is spliced from 2 exons. Lineage: Eukaryota; Fungi; Ascomycota; Dothideomycetes; Pleosporales; Cucurbitariaceae.
AUGCCAGCCAUGUCUUUUCACCAAGUGAUUCUCAUCCCAAUCCUCAGUGGCCUUAAGAACGCUCGUUUCUUCAUCACCAAAGGCUACGAACAUGCCAAAGCCCAUAACAUCGACCCCAAUGACUUUCUCACCGCUCGCCUGCACCCGGAUAUGCGAGACUUCAUCUUCCAGAUCCAGCGCCUCACCGAUGCAGCCAAAUUCAUCCCCAGCCGCGUCAACCCUGCCGUGGAGGACCUUGCUCUGCCGGACGAGGAGAAGACGUUUCCCGAACUGCUCGCGAGGAUUGAGAAGACGAUCAAAUAUUUUGAGGACCUCGAUGCGGGCUGCCUCGAUGGAUGCGAGGACGCGGAGGUUGUGUUGAAGUUUUCAGAGGGGACGUUGGAGGCCAAGUUUACUGCAUUGCAGUAUGUGCUUCAGUUUGCGCAACCAAACUUCUGGUUUCACGUUACGACUGCGUACGACAUUUUGAGACACAAGGGCGUGGAUGUUGGCAAGUUGGACUUUUUGAACGGCGCGAAGCUGAUCGAGGUGACACGGGUGGUGCCCGCGGAGUAA